AUGAGCAGCGACGAGCCGCCAGUCAGCCACGUGGAUCGCGCCCACUUCAACCGCCAGGCGCGUCACCUCGCUGCUUUCGGCAUCCAGCUGCACCUCCUGCAAGGCCCGCCAAUAACACGCCGCCAGAUGGACGCUGCGUCUCGGCUUCUGACGCGCAGGGAGCUGUGUGACGUCAUGAACGAGCGCGCUACUGCAGGGUUAUGUGGUAACCCGCAGUGUACACGCACUGUAGAUGUAACGCUACAGAUAAUCUACAAUGUAACAGCGGGUUCAGGCAAGUUCUGCAGCCGCGGGUGUGAGGAGAGAGGCAGGGCAGCGGCUCUUUUCUUCCCCUGGGAGCAACGGGGAAGCAAGGGCGGAUGGGGAGGGGAUUGGAGUAGAGAUGAUUUAACUGCGAUCGUUACAGCUGUCACCACUCCUGUAUCAGGUUCGACUGCAUCAGGUUCGACUGCAUCAGGUUCGGCUGUAUUGGGUUCGGCUGGGCCCCAGUGUGUGAGUGAAGGCAGCCGCAGCAGCACAGGAGGGGAGGCUGCUGCUUUGCUGUCAGCGCGACUGCAAUCUGCUGCCACCCGCCUGUGGACUGCAGGCAUGGCAGGGGCGAGUGGCUCGGCUGGGGCGAGUGGCGGGGGAGGGAAGGGAGGAGGAAGAGGGACAAUGGGGGAAGGCGGCUUCCUGGGUUUGGUGCUCAUGGGCGGGGCUGGGGAAGAGGAGGAGAUGGAAGGGAUGGAGGGGGGUGAAGUCGGGGAUGACGAGCUUCACUCCCCUGAGGAGUGGCAGAGAGGGAACGCAGAGGCCUUCAGGGGAGUUGGAGGCAACAGGGAGGGCGGAAGAGGCUUGUGGACUGCAAGCACGCGCGCUGCCCCUCUUGAGGAUACCCCACCUGCACCUGUGUGCAGUCAUGCCCCGGAACUUGAGUCAUCAUGGGGACGAUUUGGACGAUUUGGUGCAGGAGCGUCUCAAGGCAGCGCGGCAGCACACAGCAGCGGCAGCGGUGAUGCUCACGCCACACGCGCUGCGGCUUGCAGUGUGCGCAGCAGUGGCUUGGGUGAAGGACUGCGGUCCAAUGGCCACAGCACCUGUGGCUCGCAGCAAGGAGUGGGGGAGGGCAGCAGGGAGGCGAGCGGGUGCAGCGGCGGCGUUAGUGCUGCUUUUUGGGAGGCUCUGCUGUGGGAGAGGGUGGGUGAGCGGAGGGAUGCGAGCAGCAGGUGUGCUGGCGGUGACGGGGAUGAUCCACCUCGUUUUCCUGCAGCAGCUGAAGAGGCAGCGAGGCAUGCGGAGAGGAGAAAGGGCGAAGAGGACGAGGAGCAGGGGCAUGAGAGGAGCGAAUACGAAGUGGAGGAGGAGCAGGCAGAGGAGGAAGCAGACGAGCGAGGUAGUGGGAAGGAAGCGAGGCAAGGGGACAGCACUAGCAAUGACGAGGUGGAAAGUGAGGGUGUGCGUUUGGGAGCAGAGGCGGUGUGGCAGCGGCUGAUGGCUCGCCAGGUGCAUCAAGCAGCCUGCAAGGCCCACGUGCUCUCCAUGCCUCUCCCUUCACAGACCAACCACCAUCGCUUCCCUCAUCCGCACCUCUCUCCGUCCAUCCAUCCACCCUCCUCGUUCUCCCCCUCCUCUUCCUCCUUUUCCUCCCUGUCUUCCUCCUCCUCCUCUCCCUGGCUCUACCCCUCCUACCGCAGUGCCUCCUGGCCCCUUACCUCCUCCUCUCGCCCCUCUCGCUCCUCUCGUUCCUCCUCCUCCUCCUCCUCCUCCUCCUCCUCCUCCUCCUCCUCCUCCUCCUCCUCCUCCUCCUCCUCCUCCUCCUCCUCCUCCUCCUCCUCCUCCUCCUCCUCCUCCUCCUCCUCCUCCUGCUCCUUUCCUUGGCUCCACCCCCCCUAUCGCAGUGCCUCCUCCUCCACCUUCUCCCCUCCAUCUCACUCCUCGCGCUACUCGCGCCCCUCCUCUUCUUCCCGCUGCCUGUCUUCUCCACCAACCCCCUCACAGACCUCUGUCAAGCAAACAUUCGUCCGCUCAUCAGAACCAGCACUCACCCCCACCACAUCAACCCACUGCUCCACUCCACCCACUGCCAACGCCUCUCUAUCACCCACUUCCUCUCCCCUCUCCCGCCCGCCCUGUCACUCCGCGCACAAGCCUAGCACUUCAAGGGCCGGCCUUCCUACUGCCCCCACAUGCUGUGACUCGCUUCGCCCAGCCCUGCGCACCAGCCCGCGCUAUCAGCAGGGCAGGGCGGGGCAGCCUCUGGCUUUGCCUCGAUCCGUGUCGUGGGCGGAUGCACAGGGGAAGGCUCUCACAGAGGAGCUUCAGUUCUCCGCGCGCACAUAG
Closterium sp. Naga37s-1 is the source of this 2319-nucleotide messenger RNA. The record is from the annotation of a GenBank genome assembly. Lineage: Eukaryota; Viridiplantae; Streptophyta; Zygnematophyceae; Desmidiales; Closteriaceae.